CCCCGCGCAAACCUGCACCGCCCCGCAAGCAGAGGGCUCAGGAGGUGCCUGGCUGGCUGAACGCCUCCUCCGCGGACACAUGCAUGAGCUAGCACAGGUGGAUGGAACUGGCGGAUUUGAGGUGUGAGGUUCUAGCUCUUCUGCCGCGAAGCAGCUCAGCGCCCAGUUGUGGGUUAGGAGCUGGACAGAAGAAGGCUGGCAGAGGUGGCAAUACACAGCGAGCCCGGGGCUCUGCACAGCUGCUGAGAGCCCCCUGCUCAGCCCUGUGCGCCUGAUGGAGGACAGGAGCCGCCAGCUCCCGCGCUAUAAAAGCCAGGAGAGGCGCGGGGUGGGGCUGGCGUCAGCGGGAAAUGUCUCCCUGGAAGCAGAUUAAUUCACAGCAAAUCUGUCGUCGACAGCCUGCCCAGCGAGAAAACUCAAGGAGAAGCUGAGAACAAACAACAUCUUGAAGACAGUCCAUGGGGACUGUACCAGAUCCUCUGAGAUCUGCCAAGCUGUCCCUGGUCUCACCUUCUGCAGAGGAGGAGCAGCUGGGAGACCUGCAGCCUGCUAAGCACCAGCCCCAAGCCCCCAGUGGCGAGAGGGCCAGCAAUGGCUUCCCGUGCGCACCCUCCAGCUCAGCCGGGCUUUGCUUCUUCGACCUGACCUGCACAGCUGCUGCCAGCACGCAGAGGUGUGAGCAGUGCCACACAGAUGAUGACAGCCAGCAGGAAGCCUUUUCUCCCAGGCUGGCCAGCACAACUGCAGAGGGGCAUCCUGCAGAUGUAAAGCCUGCGGGUUGUUCCCAGCCAGCGGGCAUCCCGUCACCGGCAGUGCCAGCCCUUGCUGCCGCAGGAGCCCUCUCAGUGGGGCAGGGGCCAGAGAUGAUGCCAGCCCCCCAGAGCGCCCGGCAGUUUGUGCAAGGCAGCCAGGCCAAAACGAGCUCCCUGACACAGAUAGAUGACUCUGCCUUGAAACCUCAAGGAACUGAUGAUCAGCCAGCGCUUGAAGUGUUAAAUUAUUCUUCCCCGGGUGAUCCUGUUGGGGUUAAUCAAUUCUGUCAUACUUCUCAGGCAAACCUUCUGCAAAGAGGGGAAAAAGACAGAGAGGCAGAGAAAAAUGGUUCUGCUGUGUGUCAGUCAGCCCUGGCAGCAGGGCAAACCGAAGCUGACCCAGGGAGAGACUCGCAGACCAGUCUGGAGGCAAAAGACGGGACUGCACACACGCCGCAGUUGCAUCCCCCAGAUAAAACUGAAGCGGUGCAGAGCAGCGAGGCACCAGCCCAGUCUGGCCACGGGAGUCCCCGUCCUGUACGUAACCUGGGCCCCACUCCUGGGAGUCCAAACCCCACCCAGCACUCCAAAUUUAGAGAAACAGGUACAAUGACAGCUCAGCCAGAGAGCAGCCCUUUUACUCAGGAAGCUGUAAGCAGGACAUGGCGGGAUGCUGAGGUUCAGGCUGUGGCUACUGUGGAGAGCAAAUCAGCUUCCACCAGUCCCAGCAUCUUUGCUUCCUUCUUAAAAGGGAAUUCUCCUCCAGAGGAGAAGGAAGAACUGCACAUAAUUUACCAAGGAGGUAUGGGGCUGAGCCAGGCUGCACUUGCUGACAGUUUAUCCUCACAACAAAAGUUUCCAUGUUCUCCUGGUAUCACAUCAAAAUCGACUGUUGUGGCUGUGACUGCUUCAGCCCAAACCCAGCCUGUCAAACUGCCUGGGGUCCCACCUGAUGUGGCAUCUCCAGUAUCAGCAGAUAAUGCAAAAUCUGUUCUCCCCUGCUCCCCUGCAGCUGUUACCUCUCAAGGAACAUCUGUGGGUAAUGCUGAAAUGAGCAGUGCAGCCCGUGAUAUCAAGGACGCUGCUCAGCUGCCAAAGGAUGCUCCAGUCCAACAAAAGCCCAUCCCAGCUGAGCAGCUUGGAGUUGACUCCAGUAAUCAAACUCCAUCACAGUCUGGGACUGGUGCUGGUAAGCCAAGCACCACUUCCAGUGAUGCUGUCCCAGGAACCCAGGACAACGUGCGAGAUCUCAUCCCUCAUGCAGGAAGCAGCCGGUCACCUUUACUCUCUGGCAAGGACAGUGAAGCCAGGCAGAAGGAGGUCCUGGGCAGCUCUGAACAAAAGCCUGUGCAAAGCAAGGAUGGGAGUCAAGGGCAGGCCAGUCCUAAUCAAUCUGUGGUCAAACCAAGGGAAGAAAACUUGGUGGUGCUUGAUCCUAAAGGAGGGCUGAACGUUAGCAGCCAGCCUGCCGCCGUCCGUGCAAAGGCGUGCCCACAGGAGGCAGGUGAGAAGGAGAGCAGAGGCCAUGGAGACAGCGGCCAGUCUCAGGAGGCUGGUGGCCAGAACCUGCAGGCAGGACCGACGCCCAAGCUGAGUGUGAGUCCUGCAAGUCUCGCCCCUCCUGUGGCAGCAUCGGCAGCUCCCCAGCAGCAGGGCCUCCAGGCCAGGCAGUCCGGACACGAUCUCCACACUGCAGUCAUUCCUGCUUCCUCUCAGGCUGUGCCAAACCUGGGGGAGAACAAAAAGCAUUCCACCCCAGCCAUGGAGGCGAAAGUACAGGUGAAGCAGUCCAAACAUGUCAGGGAUGUUGUUUGGGAUGAGCAAGGAAUGACGUGGGAGGUUUAUGGUGCUUCCCUUGAUCCAGAAUCCUUGGGAAUUGCCAUCCAGAACCACUUACAGAGACAAAUACGGGAACACGAGAAACUGAUCCGGGCCCAGAACAGUCAGACCCGGAAAUCCAUUUCCUCAGAUACAUCCUCAAAUAAAAAACUAAAAGGGAGGCAGCACAACAUGUUCCAGUCCAUGCUGCAGAAUUUCAGGCGUCCUAAUUGCUGUGUCCGACCUGCUCCUUCUUCUGUGCUGGACUGACAUGGUUUGCAGGGGUGCCUAAAUACCUGUGGUGGUGGAGAGAAUCCCUCCCCUCAAGUCCUGCUGUUUGGUUGUGUAACUGGGGUUGUGAUGCAACAGUGGAAAAUUAUUUCCCUUUGUUUUCUGACUAGCCACAUGCUCCAUCCUGCCAUUAUUAUUGUCACAGCUGGUGUAUUUCCACGUUAUGCCCCAACCUUGACUGCUGUCAGAUGAAAAGUUAGGCACUUAGCAAAAGCACAAAUUUCAAUUGCCGCCUUACUGCAGGGAGAGCAGCACCUUCUGAUAAAGCAGGAAGUGGAGGGAUUGUCAGAAUUAUGGGAAUUAAUUUAUGUCAUUAUGAGGCCUUACUCAAAGGGGUGGACUGAGGGAAGCUGAGGGAGGUGGAAUUAAAGUUCAACAGCUGUAAAGACCUAACACAAGACCACUUUCCUGGUUUGUAAUUUACUCAUGCUGAGGCAAGUCCAUGAACAGGCUAUGGACAUCGAUCACUGAGCAGCCUCACUUCUGUUGAUACUGUCUUCCCCUCCUGUUGAAAUGCAGAACCAGGCAAAGAAUGAGGAUCAAGACUGAAGGAUUCUCUCUUUGGGAGAAGCUAAGUCAGUGGGAUGUUGAUGGCCAGAAGGGGAGGUGAGAGAGAUGCUUUUUGCCCCCUGCAGUGGCUGCUCUUAAGGUGUAAGCCAUCGAGGCACGGGAGAGCGCGUCGGUAGAUGGACCUGCGGCCAGCAGGAUGGUGCCCAGCCCUUCUCUGGUACUCCUGCCAAGGCUUUAAAAAGCAGGGAGCUGCUCUGCCUCCUCAGACAGGGUGGGCAGCCCCUGCACCCAGCCUCCCAUGGUACUGAGCACCUCUAAGUCACUCUUUAAAGUGAUGUGGAUCUUUCUUCUCUCUCCAGAGAUGCACAGUAAUGUUUUCCCAUAGCAGCAGGCUUUCCUGUGCUUUGGGGUCCAUGAGCCCCUAUGUCUAGUGUGUUACACUGAUUUUUUUUUCUCUUUUAAGUCCUUAGCCAACUCUAUUGUUUUUUUCAGUAUUUUGGUGCUUUUCAUGCUGCCUUUCAUAACCCGAAUACCAUAUAUUUAGCUUAUGUGUUAUUUUGUUUUACCUAACACUCUAUAUUAUGAACCAUUAUACUGUUAACUUGAAAAAUUUGCAGCAGUACUGAAAUCUUGAGACAAUCUUUGCUGUAUUUCUGAACUUAGUUAUAGAAACUGCUAAUAAAAUGUAGCUUAGUGACUGUUUCUCCAGAAGUAUGAUAUAUAAUAAUGUCUCAAAUAUAUGUUGGUCUCAUUUCUCAAUAAUAUUUUUCAACUUGGGAAAUGUGUUUCCCAGUAGCUUUGUAUUUUGUCCACUAGAGUUCAUUACGGGAGGCUGGGGAACUCCUGCAGUUUGUAGAGAAUUUAGUUAUCAAUCCUGCAAAGC
Messenger RNA from Onychostruthus taczanowskii (white-rumped snowfinch), 4254 nucleotides. It is a transcript of the gene GPRIN3, whose product is annotated as GPRIN family member 3. Gene Ontology annotation, cellular component: plasma membrane. The transcript has 2 exons. The record is from RefSeq and is a predicted model, not a curated record. Gene Ontology annotation, molecular function: electron transfer activity; heme binding. NCBI's taxonomy places the organism in Eukaryota, Metazoa, Chordata, Aves, Passeriformes, Passeridae. The coding region runs from base 459 to 2840 and encodes 793 amino acids. Gene Ontology annotation, biological process: neuron projection development.